AUGUGGCACGCACGUUUUCUCUGUCUUCUGAGCACAGCUCAAGCUGGAAAUAUCCUAUCUCGACAAGACACGGCGCAGAUAGCCUGGAACGUUUCUGGUUUCACAGCUUACGAUGUCUUAAACUACACAAACACUCACCUUGACGACUCGCCGAGAAUAGAAACCCCCUUGCGAAUUCUCUGCGUCGGAGACUCAAUCACUGAAGGAGCGGGGAGUAGUUCGAAUGGUGGCGAUGGAAACGGUUAUCGACUUUCUCUUGCAGAGCAUCUAUCUCGUGAAGAUGUUGUUUUUGCCGGGACAAGACAGAGAGGGUCGAUGAAGGGCAAUUACCAUGCAGCAUGGUCUGGUAAGACUAUCCAAUACAUAAGCGAUCAUGUAACAGAAUCCCUGGAGCAAAGACCCAAUGUUGUUCUUCUUCACGCUGGAACAAAUGACAUGGACCAACGGUCAUCGGUCUCUAAAGAGGGAAGCGACCCAAAAGGCGCCGCAAAACGUCUAGGCCAUCUGAUUGAUCAGACAAUCCGUUACUGUCCCGAUGCAGUAAUUCUCGUCGCAAUCCCUCUAUCGUCCUGCGAUAGAUUCAAGUCCAAGAUGACCGAGUACCGGGCCAUGAUUCCCGAGGUUGUGCGGCAGCGUCGAGAAGACGGAAAGCACGUUGUUGCUGUGGACUUUAGCACUUUUGAUUUGAAGGACUUGAGAGACUGCCUGCACCCUACAAACGAAGGUUACAGGAUUAUGGGUGACUACUGGUACGACUUCUUGACCCAAGUGCCAGAAGGUUGGAUCAAAGAGCCUGUUGGAGAUGAUCCGGAGCGAGAAGAGGAGAAUGGAGUUGGUCUACGAGUAGGGGUGGAUCUGAGGCGUGCUGUGGGAUUUGGUUUGUGUUGGAUAGUGUAUUGCAUACUGUAG
Molecule: messenger RNA, 909 nt
Organism: Fusarium venenatum
Lineage: Eukaryota; Fungi; Ascomycota; Sordariomycetes; Hypocreales; Nectriaceae
Source: RefSeq, a predicted model, not a curated record